Electrophorus electricus (electric eel) is the source of this 2404-nucleotide messenger RNA. RefSeq names its product interferon gamma receptor 1 (gene ifngr1). Gene Ontology annotation, cellular component: plasma membrane. Gene Ontology annotation, biological process: cytokine-mediated signaling pathway. The record is from RefSeq and is a predicted model, not a curated record. NCBI's taxonomy places the organism in Eukaryota, Metazoa, Chordata, Actinopteri, Gymnotiformes, Gymnotidae. Gene Ontology annotation, molecular function: cytokine receptor activity.
ACUUCGAAGAAGUAUCCAAGAAACGUUUCUCAGUCUCCUACAUCUACUGAGUGGAAUCGACCGGUCAUCGUUUAAAAAGACUUAAUAUCUGAAAAUGUAUUGAGAUGAAGCCGUUGUAAGACUUUACCAUUUUUUGAACGUAGACUAAGACAUGUGAGUGAUUUUAUCAGCGGGAUUUUACAAUGCGGACUAAGGUCCAUAGUGACUUCGUGGGAUUUGGUGCACUGGUCCUGAUUGUGAUUGGCGUUAAAACGGUUCUUUCCUCUGGCCUGCCAGCUCCUCACAACGUGUUCGUAACAUGCGACAGUUAUGGGGUAGUGCUGGACUGGAGCGCUUCUGGUCUCAGAUCGGAAGCCGACUUCCUGUUAGAGCUUGUGCCUGAUUACGGGGAAAUAAUUAAAAUAAUUACUGGGGGUCUGCGAUGCAACCUAUCGGAUCAUCUGCAGAACAUGCCGUUCAACCGCUACUAUGUGACGGUGAGGGCCAGGGAUGGCACAGAGGAAUCCGAGGCUGCCCAAUCAGAAAUCUUCUCUUACAACGAUCAUGCAACUGCAGACAUCACAUGUUACCUGGAUUUUCCUGGGGUUCACCUGUCUCCUGGAGAGAACCAGCUGCUCAUUUCCUUCAUCAAUCCUUUAUACCUGUACAGACACACACCCGCAUUACGUAACCUCACAACCAGCAGAGGGCUAAGAUACCAUGUCACCAGCAGACACAUAGGAACCAACAGGUCUGAAGUCGAGUUCACUUGCUUACCCAAGUCGUACACGUGUGAGAGCGGCGUGUCGUUCCCCGAAGAGCUGGAGGAAUACUGCAUCACGCUCUCUGGAAACAUCGAAUUAAUCCCCGUACGGAAAACAAACCCCGUCUGUUACAGAGGCAGACUGAUGCCCAGUCCUUCAGCCACCGUGUACCUCAUCCCAGUCAUCGUCUUUUCGGCAAUGGGCUGUGCUGUAUUGUUUCUCCAUUUUUUUCUGCUAAUGAAAUUCAAGAAGAAAAGUCUGGCAAAGUUCCCAAAAUUCCUGGUUUGGCAGGAGAACACGUUAAUGAAACACACCAACACUCUCAAGAUAGAAACUGAACCUGUGGUGACAAAUCCCAAAGUGGAACCCGACGUGGCAAUUUCCCUGCAAUAUGACUCACCAGAAAUCUCCGCCCUUCUACGGCUCCUGGCUAAUAGCACGCAGCCCUCGGAUAAUUCCAGCUCUCUUACUAGUGAAGAGAACAUGGGAAUGGAUUCAGGCAGCGGGGAUCCAGACGAAAACUAUAGCAGGGAAGCGGCCAGUAGCUUGUCGCUGGCUUACGACUGUCCGCACAGACUCGUGGAAAUGAGCACUGGAGAUGUGGUGGACGCGUAUGGGCCCAGGAGCCACUACAGACAAUGAGCAAAAUUAAGGGACUUGGUCCAUCCUAAAGGACCUAUAAGCCAAAGUGAAAAGCAGCAAAGCCAGGUUAGGGUGAAGGAAGUUGUAGUUUACAAUGUUGUGUGUGUUUCUGCAGCACGGAAGCAAGACCAGCAGCACUGGUCUCAGAAGGCAUCUUUACCAUCAUGUGGCAUCAUCAUUGACAGAUCCUUUACAGUACAAGACGUCCAGUGUGCCCCACCUCUCACAGGGCUGGCCUUUGCCAUCCUCGAGUUGUUUUCGACUCUCAAACGAAGGGAUGUUCGCCAAAUCAAUCGCUAGACAUGCUGGGACUACAGGAGAACCAAGCACCCUGGGUGCCAGUGCAGCUGUGAGCCAGGAGGGCUUUGAACCAGGGGGGCAGCUCAAAAUAGGGUGGCAUGGAACCAGCACACUGGAGCUUGUUGGAACUUUAAAACUACACAUCUGACUUCCAUCUUGCAAAUAACAAAGCCUGUCGCAGGAUUUGCUGGUCAUGUCUCCAAGUACUCAACCCCUCCAAGAGUCUGACUACACAUAAAAGCACUGAUUUCACAUAUCCAGGCGAGAUCUGUUUAAGCUGCUGUGGCACAUUUGUCUACCAUAUAAGAGAUAUAUUUGAAUGUUAAAGAACUAAUUUAAUCAUUAAAAAUGUGAUCCUCAAACACUCAAAUGUAUUAUAAAAAUAAAGAAAUUAAAUGCAUUUCUGUAAACCUUUCCACUAUUUAACAAGUUUAAAAAUUGUGCGCUAUAUAUUUAUUUGACACAGACACAAACACGGCUUUGGUACCAAACACACUGCUUAGCAAAGGCCUCAACACGACCACAACUGCUUAGAAACCACGUCAGCAUCUCAAAUGUAAGCUGACUGACUAAAUUACUAGAUACCAAGAACAUAUACUUAGAAAAUCUAAAUAAACCCUUCUACCCAAAGAACAAAAAAAAAAAAGCCAUAGAAAGAAGUCUUACCCCAACCAGCUAACACUAUUCUGACUAAACUUACAAAAGGGAAGUAAAAAAAA